CCCUCUUCCUCACCCUCUCCAAUUUCCAUUCCCCCCCCACCCCGCUUCUGCCGCGGUCGGGUCCGCGGCCUUCGCUGUAGCCGUCGCCGCCGGCCCUUGAAAGCACGAACUCCCCUACCCCCCUCCCCCGGUCCCGGCCCCUGUCUAGCAGACGUGAAGAUGAGCAGCUCAGAGGAGGUAUCCUGGAUUUCCUGGUUCUGUGGGCUCCGUGGCAAUGAAUUCUUCUGUGAAGUGGAUGAAGACUACAUCCAGGACAAGUUCAACCUCACAGGUCUCAAUGAGCAAGUGCCCCAUUAUCGACAAGCUCUAGACAUGAUUUUGGACCUGGAGCCUGAUGAAGAGCUGGAAGACAACCCCAACCAGAGUGACCUGAUUGAGCAGGCAGCCGAGAUGCUGUACGGAUUAAUCCACGCCCGCUACAUCCUCACCAACCGCGGCAUUGCCCAGAUGUUGGAAAAAUACCAGCAGGGAGACUUUGGCUACUGUCCCCGUGUGUACUGUGAGAACCAGCCAAUGCUUCCCAUUGGCCUGUCGGACAUCCCAGGCGAGGCCAUGGUGAAGCUUUACUGCCCCAAGUGCAUGGACGUGUACACACCCAAGUCAUCGAGGCACCACCACACAGAUGGCGCCUACUUCGGCACUGGUUUCCCUCACAUGCUCUUCAUGGUGCACCCCGAGUACCGACCGAAGCGGCCCGCCAACCAGUUUGUGCCCAGGCUCUAUGGUUUCAAGAUCCAUCCGAUGGCCUACCAGCUGCAGCUCCAGGCCGCCAGCAACUUCAAGAGUCCAGUCAAGACGAUUCGCUGAUUCCCCACCCUACCUGUCCCUCAGUCUUUGACGGCCCCGUUCCUUCUCUGUCACCCUUUCAGGAACCCUUUAUGGUUUUUAGUUUAAAUUAAAGGAGUCAUUAUUGUGGUGGGCAUAUGAAAUAAAGUGGAAGAAAAGGCCA
Molecule: messenger RNA, 949 nt
Organism: Choloepus didactylus (southern two-toed sloth)
Lineage: Eukaryota; Metazoa; Chordata; Mammalia; Pilosa; Megalonychidae
Gene: CSNK2B
Product: casein kinase 2 beta
Exons: 7
Coding region: 160-807 (215 amino acids)
Cellular component (GO): cytoplasm; protein kinase CK2 complex
Molecular function (GO): protein kinase regulator activity
Source: RefSeq, a predicted model, not a curated record